GCGAGCGUCGCGGCUGUUGGCUCGCGCCGCUGCGGCCUGAGACGCGUACGACGGCAGCUUGCUGGAUCCAUGGAUGGAUCCAUGGAGUCCGAGAGCCCCACGUUGUACGAGUACGAGCCAACGAAUAUUUUUAGCUUAGACCUAGUUCUUGAAGGGUUUCUAUUGAAAGAACAGAGCGGUAGGAAAUCAUAUGUGAAGGGAAAAACAAUUACAUGGAACGUAGACUCUGAAUAUUUCACAAUGGAUGUGCUCAUGGAUGGCUUAGGUGCAGAGCUGAGAGUUGGCAGGAAUCAGAGUGUCACUGUGUGGUAUUUUGACAUGAUAAUGGCGCAAGAUGUUAGACUAACUCAUAAGGAUCAACUUCAUGUGAUGUUUCACAUGUACAAAGCAGAGAAGAAGCUUACAUUGACCGUUGUUGUGCUUGAUAACUCUGAUUCUGAAACUCCUGUACCUAUCAUUGACAAUGUUGUUCAUGUGCCUGAGGCAACUAUUGCUGAUAAUGAUGUGCUGCUGAUGGGUAUGCAAGAUUUUCCUUUAAAGCAAUCUGCACAAGUAGACCCAUCUACGCUAGUUCUAGAAACUGAUCCAUUUGACAUGGUUGAGGAGUACGUAGGGGUAGAUGAUGAGUACAUGUAUGUUGUGGAGCCAUCUGCUCCAGUCCCAGUGGAAUCUAUUGAGCAGGGCAAUAAGAUUUGGGAGGAAGAGGAUACUGGCGCUGAUGUGUUUGUGCAUCAUGAGGAGGAAGAAGUGAUUGAUAUUGAUCCUGCAGGCUAUACUGUGGUGCAUGACGCUGAGAACCCAGACAUAAGGGUUGGGGCUCUCUUUCCUGACAUUGUGACUUUCAGAAAAUCUAUAAGGCAACAUGCUAUUUUAGUUGGGUUUAAGUUGGCUAAAAUCAAAACAGACAAAACUAGGUUCAUGGCUGAGUGUGCACAUGGGCCAUGUCCAUGGCGCAUACAUGCAUCCACACUGCAAGACGGUAGAACCGUGAUGAUAAAAACACUUCCAUUUGAGCACAAUUGUCCAACUACAAAAUUGUCAAUUUGCACAAUGGCUUCACAAGGAUGGAUUGCAGAUAAGAUUGGGGAUUGGGUGAAGAAAAAUCCUGGUGUUGGUGCAAAAGACGCCAAAGGAAAGUUGGAAGAUGAGUUCAACAUCAAGCUGAAAUAUAACAAGGCUUGGGAUGGUAUGAAGGUAGCACUUUAUCAAAUUCAUGGUAGUUAUGAAGAUUGUUUUCCAUUGCUUUUUAACUGGAAAGCUGAGAUAGAAAAUAAAUGCCCGGGGAGUAUUAUAGAGAUAGAGCUGUUAAAAAAUGGAGAUAAAUAUCAUUUUAACAGAAUGUUUGUUGCAUUCAAGCCUUGCAUCGAUGGUUUCUUAGCUGGUUGUAGGCCCUAUGUUGGUGUGGACUCAACAGCACUUAAUGGCAAGUUUAAGGGUCAGUUAGCAUCAGCAACUUCUGUAGAUGGGCACAAUUGGCUAUAUUAUGUAGCAUUUGCUGUGUUUGAUUCAGAAACCGGUGAAAAUUGGAAAUGGUUCAUGAAACAACUACAUAGAGCUAUAGGUUCCCCACCUGGUCUUGUUAUUUCUAGUGAUGCUUGCAAAGGAUUAGAGACUGCCAUUGACCUUGUGUUCCCUAACUGUGAAAACCGAGAGUGCGUCAGGCACUUGUAUGCAAAUUUUAUGAAGAAAUUCCAUGGUAAAGUGUACACAGAAAAUCUUUAUCCAGCUGCAAGGUCUUUCUCACAUCGAAAGUUUAUGUAUCAUAUGAAGAAAAUUAGGGAAGCAAAUCCAACAGCUAUUGAAUAUCUAGAGAUUCAUCACAAUAGGUUGUGGUAUAGAUGUGGUUUUGGCGAGGCCAGUAAGGUUGAUUAUCUGACGAACAACAUAUCUGAGAGUUUCAACAAGCAAAUAAAAGACUUCAAAGGGAUCAAUGUCCUCAACCUUUUUGAUAAAAUUAGGGAGAUCAUCACAGAGAAGUUCUAUAUUAGAGGUCAAGUAAGUAAGCAGCUAAAGGGUAGGAUUCUUCCUCAUGUCAUUAAGCAACUAAAUGCUCUCAGCAAAACCAUUGGUCGAAACAAGAUUCUUUGGACAAGUGAAAAUGAGCAGAAGUCACCUUGUUGGAUCUGAAAUUUGUCAAAAGACACAUUGUUAACUUAAAAUAUAGAACAUGUACUUGUAGAGUUUGGCAAGUUUCAGGAAAGACAUGCAUGCACGCAUUGGCCUUCAUUUGUAGCAUUAACGGUGCUGAGAUUCAAACAUAUGUGGAUGAUUACUAUUCUGUAGAAAAGUUCAAGGCAGCAUAUGCUGGGAACAUCCCUUCCAUGACAGAUAAGUCACAAUGGAUACAAGUGGAUUUGGGUUUCAAGGUGCACCCUCCUUUGCAGCAAACAGUGGCUGGUAGGCCACGAGUUCAGAGGAUUAGAGGAUGGCUAGAGCCCGGAAGGAAAAUAGUCAAGUGUAAGAGGUGUGGUGAAC
Hordeum vulgare subsp. vulgare (domesticated barley) is the source of this 2475-nucleotide messenger RNA. RefSeq lists its product as uncharacterized. Bases 70 to 2127 code for a protein of 685 amino acids. The transcript is spliced from 3 exons. NCBI's taxonomy places the organism in Eukaryota, Viridiplantae, Streptophyta, Magnoliopsida, Poales, Poaceae. Gene Ontology annotation, molecular function: zinc ion binding; nucleic acid binding. The record is from RefSeq and is a predicted model, not a curated record.